AUGCGGGGGUGGCCCGUAGUAUCUACGUAUAUACCCACCGACCUUCCCUUGUCCGGUUUUUCAUUUGGCCGUCCCCUUCCUCCCCUUUGUUCUCAGACAACCGCCCAUGUGGUUGUGGAUCGCUGGCUGGUAGCACUUCACUUGUGCAUGAUGAUGCUCUUUUCACCGCCAAGGUGCGACUUUCGCGUACCUUCCGCAUCUGGACGGCAAACGGUUGCCGUCCCCUUCACUACUCAAACCCCAUCUGUGCUUGCUUGGCUCGUCGACUCUCUAUCCACGUCGCCCUCACCUCGAACCCGCGAACCCGCGAACCAGCCUUCCUCCGUACGCAGCUCUCACCCACACUCCUCUCCGCAACCAUCCUCACCAAGCGACAACAAAGAACCACGAACCUCUCUCUCCUGUCCCAUGUCGUUCGACUAUGAUUACUACCCGUGCGGCCCACGGUCACCUGCGUUUGAACCCAUCUUGGGCAGCAUCACCGAGGCCGCCGAGUUCGAAGAUGCAUCAGACGUCGAGGUCGAAGCUAAACCAGUCAGGCCAGCACUCACCAAGAUCGACUCUGCCUCUCAGGAUGUGCCCGAGGCCUUUAUCCCUGACAUAUCCAUUGGUGUGCCAGAGCUCACGACCAAGACUGCCAAAGGCACGGUCAUCCAAUUUGCGCGCAUGACGACAGCCAAAGCCACUUCAGUUCGGCGCGUGCUCCGCAAAGUGCUUGAAGCGGACAAGGUGCGCCGUCGCAAGGCCCUCAAAGUCUACCUCAAGGCCCUUACCUUCUUGCGCUACAUGCUGAAGGCCCACGACCGCUACGGAUCCGCGAUGAUGACGACCGGCAUGUACAUGCCGCGGUGA
Messenger RNA from Ascochyta rabiei, 852 nucleotides. RefSeq lists its product as uncharacterized. The transcript has a single exon. Lineage: Eukaryota; Fungi; Ascomycota; Dothideomycetes; Pleosporales; Didymellaceae. The record is from RefSeq and is a predicted model, not a curated record. Bases 1 to 852 code for a protein of 283 amino acids.